UUGAAGAUGGUUGUUUUUCAACUAAGUGUUAUUUUGUGUGGAUUCCUUAUUCCAGUUUGCUAUGCAAAGGAUUACUGGUAUGUGGUGGCACCCAAUGUGUUCCGCCUCAACCACGAGGAAACGCUCGUGGCGGGAAUCCUUGGAAACGGAAGCGGUAGUGUUCAGAUUAAGUUACUUCUGAAUGAUGUUAAAAUAUCUCAGCAUCAAGCUGCAGUAAGAAGUCAAGAUAACAGCGAUAAGUUUACCAUGAAGGUGACAGCAGAAAACGUAUUUCAGUAUCAAGAAUUAGCCGGACCAAGAAAGAAGGACCAGAAACCGACCCACGUUAGUUUGGUGGCCGAUUUCCCGGAUGGCAGCCGGUCUACAAGAGAAGUUGUCAUUGGUUACAAGUCUGGCUACCUGAUUGUACAGACGGACAAACCACUGUAUACGCCUAGGGAAGGUGUGAAUGUUCGUGUUCUUGCAAUGGAUGAAUCUUUGAAGCCAAUACGAGAUCAAAAAGUCUACAUAGAUAUUCGAACACCAUCGUCUGAUCUCGCCGGUGAUACAAAGAUAAUGGCCGUUGACCGAAAGACGUUUUUUGGCAGCAAGAACGGCUUUUACCGACACAAGUUCACCCUUCCCCCUUACCCACAGAUCGGUGAAUGGACCGUCAAAGCGUUUUUGGCAGGAAAGUACGAUACCGAAACAAUUGUUCCAUUCGAGGUGAAAGAAUUCGUUUUGCCGACGUUUGAAGUGAAAAUAACAAGUCAGGAAGCAUUUAUAUUGGAGAAUACAGAGCAAAUUAAAGUGAAGGUUGACGCCAGGUAUGUAUACGGAAAGAAUGUACAGGGCUCAGCGGGACUGAAGUUCAGAAUUGUGGAAGAUAACGGAGCUGAGAAUGACAUGUUCAAUAUAAGUCGCAAAGAGCUGACCAACGGCUUGACUGAGUUUACAAUCAACGUACGUGACCUAAUAAAAGCACGUGGAAGAGGUUUUCCCGAUAAUGCACGCCUGUUCCUUGAGGCUGACGUCAUUGAAGAUGCUACAGGAAAAGAGGAGAAAUCAUCAGAGGAUUUUCUUGUAUUCACAAAAAGUCCUUUCCGCUUUGAUUUUUCAAGGUCUAAGAAUACGUAUAGGACUGGCAUGAUAUACCAUUUACAGAUUGAAAUGACAUACGUAAAUGGGCGAAAAGCAGCCAACCAGACAAUAAAGAUUCGUUAUUACGAUAGAAACGAAGAAAGAAAAAUGACAAGAGAUGAAUAUACCACAGAUGACAGAGGACAGUUAGUGGCACCUGUAUCAACAGGAGAUCAGCAACAAACACUGCAGUUUCAUGUACAUCCCAUAGAUUACCCUGGGGAGACCGCCGAUUAUUACGUCAAACCUUAUAUCGGCAACAAUCAAAUGGUCUUGGAAAACGUGAAGAGGUACAAUGAACAUUUUGCCUUAGCUUUCACAAACAUGAAUCCAGUCAGCCAAUUUACGGGAAUUAUGAUAAUGAUUAUUUCACGUGGAGAAAUUGUGAACACCUUAUUCUACAAUCCAACGAAUAUUAUCAUCAUGCGAAUGGAUAAUCACAUUCUUAAGAAGGUUUUCCCGGGGGCCAGAUUGCUCGCCUUUUAUGUUGACAAACAAGGACAUGAAAUAGUGGCUGACUCGACAAAGUUUGCAGUAGACCCUAUGUGCAGGGGUGAACUGCUUAAGGUGAAAACCGAUACUGCAACGUUAGACCCCGGUGCAAGUUGUAAUCUCACGGUGACCGGACCGAGUGAUAUGUGGGUCGGGUUCAACGUCAUGGACAAGGCCUCAUUUUCGAUUAACAGCGCCAGCAUUCUAAAGCACGACACGAUAUUCCAAGCCUUGGACUCCCAUGACCUAGGGUGUGGAGCUGGGAGUGGGCAGACGAGCGAAGAAAUUUUCAAGAAUGCAGGAUUAACAAUAUUAACAAAUGCAAACGCCGACAACGCCGCUCUUACACGAAAUAGUGAUCACUGUGACAAAGCGAAACUGAGAGAUCGAAGGAGUGUGUCUAAACUAAAAUGCCAUCCCGAAAUGCAAAAUUGUUGUCAUUACGGCGAAGUGCUUGCUGAACGUCUUCUUGAGUGGAAGGAAAAUAAACUUGAGUAUAUGAAUAUCGAGGUCGAUCUUAACCCUCGGGACGAUUGUAUGACCAAGGCAAUGGCAAUACGCAGAGAAACGUAUAUAACACAUUCAUGCAUAAGCUCUAUGUACAGGUUUUGUCUGGAGAGACUCACCACAGAACUUACAGGCAAAGGCCGGGAGAGAAGAUCCAUUUUCCCAGAUGACGAACAGUACAGAAAAGAUUUAAACAUGCUUCUUGAGCUAGGCCACUCAUUAAGGGUGAGAUCGAAUUUUGAGGCUUCGUUUUUCUUUGAAGAACACCAACUACAGAAUGGGAUUUUUGAAAAAAGAGUCAAAUUCAGAGAUUCGAUUACGGAGUGGAGUAUUCAAGCGAUCGGUUUAUCCGCAACUGAAGGGGCCUGUAUUGCUGAAUCAGUCGACGUAAAGACCUACCAGCCGUUCUUUAUCCAACUGGAUCUACCUUACAAAGCUACUCGAUUUGAACGUUUCAUCAUUAAAGCGACCGUAUUCAACAAUUACGACCAGACGCAAAGCGCCAGUGUUUACCUCAAAGCAGCUGACGGACUUUGCUAUGGCACUUCACCAGGACAAAACUCACCGCGGACACUUGUUGAAUUGGUACCUUUGCAACAUGCAAGAACUAAAGAACCUAACAGCGCCAAGACCGUGUCAUUCUCGGCCAUUCCGUUGGUAGCUGGGGACAUUCCUAUCACAGUCUCGUUGUUUUAUAGUUCAAACACAUCAGGGAAGGCCGAUUUCAUCAGUAAGAAGCUUCAUGUUGAGAAUGAGGGCAUUAUGGAAACGAUACAAAUUCACGCUUGCUUGGACCCAAAUAAUCAAAUGGAGGCGUGUAUGAACUCACCGCAAGUGACCGCAGACGAUCCGCUACACUCAAAUGACAGACCAGUUCGCACUUACAAAUUACAUUUGACGUUACCUACAAAAGCAUUGAUUGGAACUGGCACGGCAACAGCCUAUAUUGAAACUGAUGUUAUGAACACCUUAAAAGCAACUUUACUUGACGGGGUGGAUAAAAUGUUUAGGUUGCCAAAGUACAAUGGAGAAAAUACUAUGAUAUAUACAGCACCAAUCGUUUACGGGAUGAAUUAUCUCAGAAAGACAGGACUUCAAACCACUGCAAAUGCAGAACAAGGAACAACGUGGAUAAAACACGGUGUUUUGAGAGAAGUUUCGGAAUACCAGAAGACCGACGGAUCUUACGCAGCAUGGAUAUCUUAUCCAACAAGUUUAUGGUUGACGGCAUUUGUCGCAAAGGUUUUCUGCCAAGCCGAGAGGGUAGUAGAUGGAUUUGUGGUGAAAGAAAGUUUACAGAGGACUCUGGAAUAUAUCGCUAAUAAGCAAAAAGGAACAGGAUACUUUGUGGAUGACAAGCCAGUACUUUAUACACAUAUGCAGGGCGUCCUUGGCCAAGGUGACCGAAAGGAAGAUCCCUCGUUGACAUCAUUUGUCUUGAUCGCAUUACAAGAGUGCCCAGAAAGGACUGAGGUAGACAUGCAGUUGAUGAGGCUGUUUCAAACGCCAUUGGCUAUCUUGAGGAUCUGCCACUCUGGAAACUACAGCAGAACAAAUACAAGCUGUUCAGUGGCAUUCACUAUGAUGUAUUGGUCCGACCAUAAUGGUAACGAAGCUACGGCUGCUGAUGUUGAAACUACUGCAUAUGCUUUGUUAGCUUUCCUAAAGUUUGAUGAUAUUCGAACAAGUGGGAAAAUUGUGUCAUGGUUAUCGGGUCAAGGAAAAGCCAUUGCUAGUUGGUACACGACUCAGGACACCGUUGUUGCCUUGCAAGCACUUGCAGAGUACAGCGUGCGAACUUUCAACUUAGAAGUGAAAUUGGACAUUGAAAUCCAGAACGGACAAACGUUGCAUAGUGUUUCUGUAACAAAUGACAAUGCUUUGCUUCAAAAAGUCAUCCCAGAGCUUCUGGUGAAGGGUCAAAACAACAUUUUAAAAGUCACUGCUAGUGGCAACGGGACGGCUAGAAUGAACAUCGAGCUUCGCUGGAACAGGAAUGCACUAUCAACUGAAAAAUGUCAUCUACACGUUUCUUCGAUAGAAAUCGACCUGGUGAAUCCGCUAUUUGCUGGAUCUUUGAAGGAGAGGUUCAAUAAUAAAGAUGCUCCAUGCGAUGUGUGUGGACGAUGUACUGGUGGCGACAUAGAAUUAUUGGACGACAGGAUUGACGUUGAUGAUAUUAAUGAUAAGACACGGGAGGCAGACGACGAUUCGCCCCAAAAAUGUAUUAUCUUUCAUGUAAGUACCGUUGAUGGUGAUGUGUCACAUAAUAUGUCAAUCGUCAAAGUAAACCUUGAAACUGAUGUGAGAGCCAUUGAAGAGGACUUUAAGGAGCUGAUGAGGAAUGGAGUUAUUGACAGAUAUGAGAUGCCGAAGGAUGGCGAGAGUUUCGUUAUGUUCUAUAUAAAUAAGAUCGGUCAGGUCCCAAGGAAGUUCAUAUUUAGAUUGGAAGAUCAUUUUCGAGGUAGAACCGCAUCACGACAGCCUGCGACAGUCGUUGUUUACGACUACUACAAACCAGAACAGAAAUGCAUAAGAUCCUACAGCAUAGGUGAAUAUCAUGGACAGGAGGUUGGCUAUAGAUGUAACGAAGAUAAUGACCAGUGCAAAUGCCUGCAAAGUCAGUGUUCAUCUCCUGUUGAGGAGGAACUGGUCGAUUACAUUGUCAUGUUUAAGAGCCUUUCUUAUGUUAAAAAGGCGCGAAUGACCAAACCAUCUGACAUAAUCGCACAAUAUGCUUGCAACUUUGGAAAGGCAAAUUUUGUAUACAACGUCACAAUUAAAGCUAUAUCUGUUGAUGAAGUUAAAUGGAUGAAAUAUGCGACGGCAGUCAUCAACGAAGUCAUCCUUGCAGGAAAAGAGCAUCAACAUCCAGAUGACGAAAUUUCACUCGAGUGGAAACGUAUGUGCAAGCACCCAGAGCUGAAAGAAGGAAAAACGUAUUACAUCGUUGGAAAAGAUCCUACAAUUUACUAUAUCGACGAAUACGAACACAUAGCUCGCUAUGAACUAAUGGGCACGACGUUAGUAAUUGAUCCAAGCUACAAUCCGAUGCUGAGAACAGUGAUGAACAGAUUUGAAUCACAAAUGAUGAAAACCUACGGCUGUUUCCAUUAGUGAAUAUAGCCGUGUUGGUGUUUUCAAAUAUAGUUUAGUUCUUCUUAUGACUUGUGACAACUGUAAUAUAUUUAUAUGCGAAACAUGAAACACGUAUUUCUGGUUUAGAUUUGACAUCGUGAAAUGUAUUUUGAUAAUGACAACUUUCAUUUCAAUGUUGACGAAUUCUAAUGUUAAUACAAAUUGGGCGUUUAUAUUUCCUAAAUCUUUCGAAAAGUAUUGUCUUUACCAUGGUAUAGUGGAUAUGGUUCCUAACUGCAGACCUUCGUUCACCUCUGUAGCUUGAUUGAGUUUAAGCAUGUUGGGUUCGGAUUUACCUCGUUAAAAACAACAACAUUAAAAUUAUUUCCCUGUACUGGUUAUAAUGCUUGCUUCGUACUGCUUGGAGUAACACAUUAAUUUGUCCAUGGAGAAUACCGGAAUGUUACACUAUCGUGUUUAUCUAUAAGAUGUAAAUAUCAUUUGUGCGUAAACGACCUUUUUGUAUAUCUCUGAAACUGGAAUAUAAUUCGAGAUUUUGACAGUCAAUAUUCAAUAGAACGAGAACUGCGAUAAUACGAGCGCGUUUAACGUUUGUUCACACAUUUAUAUUUCAUAUUUUUAUGUUAUAACCAAGGAAGAAAACAAAACAGGUUGUCUUUUACUGAAACCCACACAAAACAUCUUUAAUUUUCAACAACAUGCAUUGAUAAAAUAAACAUUAGCAAGUACUGCUAUGGUUUUAGCAAUUACAAUUAAGAAUAAAUUAGGAACGAUACAUCGCAAAGCGUUAUCUUCAAAUCGCUUGAGAUGAUUUAUUUCAGGAUCAAAAUUAGUAUUUACAACAAUGUAUUGGAAUUGUUUUACUGAUAUUUUCGAUACCCAAUACGAGCUCGAAAUGUAACCGCCACUGAAUUUAAGAGUAUAGUUGCAAUGAAAAUAUGACGUCGGCGAUAUGUAAGCGUGCUGUGACACAAACAAACAUUUACUUCUCAAUUCUAAUUGAUCUAUGACUAGUUGCAUCCUUUUUAACAGUCGUGUAAAAAUAUGCAUCUUUCUUCCUGCA
Messenger RNA from Mya arenaria, 6280 nucleotides. Its product is annotated as complement C3-like. Gene Ontology annotation, molecular function: endopeptidase inhibitor activity; protein binding. Gene Ontology annotation, cellular component: extracellular region. Lineage: Eukaryota; Metazoa; Mollusca; Bivalvia; Myida; Myidae. The coding region runs from base 7 to 5235 and encodes 1742 amino acids. The transcript has 42 exons. The record is from RefSeq and is a predicted model, not a curated record.